Sinocyclocheilus grahami is the source of this 686-nucleotide messenger RNA. Its product is annotated as solute carrier family 41 member 1-like. Gene Ontology annotation, biological process: monoatomic cation transport. Bases 273 to 671 code for a protein of 132 amino acids. Gene Ontology annotation, cellular component: plasma membrane. The record is from RefSeq and is a predicted model, not a curated record. Gene Ontology annotation, molecular function: monoatomic cation transmembrane transporter activity. Lineage: Eukaryota; Metazoa; Chordata; Actinopteri; Cypriniformes; Cyprinidae. The transcript has 5 exons.
UCAAAUUUUCCAUAAAAAAAGACUAUCAAAUUGCAGGUAAUGAUCAAAAGCAAGAGAUAUCAAACAGAUCUCAUUUAAAAAAAAAAAUCAAUUUUCACAGCUUUACUUCCAGCAUAUUUUUCAGAAGAUCUCUGGCUUAUUGGGCUUUAAUGUUCAAUGAAUGUUUGAACUAAAAAGUGUCUCUUUCUCAAUAGCACUGGACUGUAUUCACAGAGGUGACUGAAGUCUUUAUCCUGGUGCCUGCUCUCCUGGGCCUGAAGGGGAACUUGGAGAUGACCCUCGCGUCUAGACUGUCUACCGCGGCUAAUAUUGGACAAAUGGAUACGGCCAAGGAUAUGUGGAAAAUGAUCAUGGGAAACCUCGCACUAAUUCAGGUUCAGGCCACAGUGGUCGGCUUCCUGGCUUCCAUCGCUGCAGUCAUUUUUGGCUGGAUUCCAGAGGGUAAUUUUAAGAUGGGCCAUGCCGUCUUGCUCUGUGCCAGCAGUGUGGCCACCGCAUUCAUCGCUUCUUUGCUGCUAGGUCUUAUCAUGAUCGGGGUUAUCAUUGCAUCCAGGAAAGUUGGCAUCAACCCAGACAAUGUGGCCACCCCCAUUGCAGCCAGCCUCGGUGACCUGAUCACCCUGGCGCUGUUGGCUGGCAUCAGUACUGGCCUGUAUAAGGAGCUUGAGUAACUGCCACAGUCCAGG